UUUGCUAGUUACGUCCCUUUUGAAAGUUUGCAGAGCGGCAAUGUGCACGAGCGACGAAAAUCGUCUGGAAAUCUCAACUGCAACUGGUUUGGAAUGCAAUACAAACAUUUCAGUCCGCUGUUUUAAGCUAGUUAUACCUACAUGUAUUUGAGCAAACCUAGCUUUAUAACAAGAUAUUGGAUUUCUGCAAGUUAAUAAAUGGAGGAGGGCAUACUUAAACUUGGAUCAAUAGAACCAGGGGACAAAUUGGGCUGGGAUUAUCAUCAAGCUGCAAGAAAUGGAAAUAAAAGAAGAUUAAGAAAAAUUAUUGACAAAGGUAUUCAUGUUGAUUAUCCUAAUAGUCUGGGACAGUCACCUCUGUUUUGUGCAUGUUAUUUAGAUGAAGAAGCUGUUGUGAAAGAACUCAUGAAAUUUGGAGCAAAUCCUAAUGAGAGGAGUAACAAUGGCAUGACACCUGUGCAUGUUGUUGCAUACACUUGUAAUUUGAACUUAAUGAAUGAACUGUUAGCUGGUGGCGGAGAUUUAAGAUUACAUGAUUCCACUGGAAGAUCAUCCAAAGAAUUUGCAUUUCUACAGCCAGAACAGAAAAAAAGAAUGAAAAUGUUGGAGUUCUUGGAGAAGACUAGAUUGUUUGCUUUGACAAAAUCAGGAAGGGAUCUUAGAGCUUCUUUAAAUGGUCCACGUCAUAAUCAUAGAUUUACCACAAAAACAAAUUCUGUAAUAAAAUUAAUAAGAGAUAAAAUCAGAGGAGACAGCAGCGUGAACUUAGAUCAUCAGAUGAAAAGUUGUCAGAGUAUGGGAUUUGGAAAAGUAUAUCAAGAUGGAGACAGUUUUAGUGGUAUUAUAUGUACUUUGCCAUUAGUAAGUGAAAAUUUACUGAAACAUGAUUCCCAUGGGCUGUCAUUUAAUAAUGGUGCUUUUAUGGUGAUGGAAAGUAUGAUGUGGAAAAAUACAAAGAUUACAGUUAAAAGAUUACACAGAGAAGCUGCCCCUGGUGGUGAAGUGGAUUUAUUAAUAACAGAGGCAGAAUUUAUUGGUAAACUAAGACAUCCCAAUAUUCUUGUGUUAAUGGGAGUGUGUCAGACCAACAAUUUAGAAAAUAUGGUGUUACUAUUGGAAAGAAUAGAUGAAGGUUCCUUGUAUGAAGUUUUGCAUCAAAAGUUAGAAAGGCUGUCAAGUAGCCAUAUUCAUGAUAUAACAUAUCAGAUCAGCAGUGCCUUGGUUUUCCUGCACGAACAGAACAUUAUCCAUUGUUUUGUGACAUCACAUGCCAUCAUGUUAGUGAAUUUAUAUUGUGCUAAACUAGCCAACUUUGAAUAUGUUGUAGACUGUGAAAAAGUAGAUGUUGGACUUAAAAGUUUUGUGAACCAGAACAUGUACCAAAAUGUGGCUUACAACUGGAUGGCUCCAGAGAUCAUGAGUGCAAGUUCUCCUUCAAUGGCUUCGGAUGUUUAUAGUUUUGCUGUGGUAAUUUGGGAAAUGUUUCAUGGUGAAGUUCCCUGGGGAAAAUUUGACACAGAAACUGUUCAUUACAAAAUACUCCAGGAGAGAGAACAGCUAGAAAUAAAGACUGACAAAAUACCAGAAGCGUUCUUGUUGAUUUUGAAGCAUUGCUUGCAAUUAGACCCACUUCAUCGUAAAUUACAGAUGUAUAAUAUCAGGAAUAUCCUGACCAUUCCUAAACAGAAUGUGUUACAAUAUACAGAAAGUUUAUUGAAAUUAGAGGUAGAAAAAAAACCUUCAAGAUCUACAAACAAACCUGCUAGACCUCCAAAGACUUGGGAAACAUCUAAUAGUAACACACCAAGGAAUCAAAGAAUUAUUAACUCACCAUCACCUAAAAGAAGUGACAGGUCUAUAAGUAAAUCACCUAGAGCUGAAUCUACACCCAGAAGAGUGCUUGAAGAUGCUCAUCACAAGGAAAGGAGGUUCAACAAUAACCAGUCCAGUAAACUUCCCAUUUCUCCUGAUUAUCUGCAGGAUGAAAGAUUAAGAUUUGUGGACAGAAUGAAGUUUAAUCAUAAAGAUUUAGACUGGGAAUUGAAAGAAGAACAACAAGGAAGAGAUUACUACUAUACUGUCAGGGUAAACAAAGAUGAUGAACAGAAGUUCACUGCCCCAUCAGAACAGAGUGAAAGUGAGGCUGGUAGUUCUGUCAGUGAUCAUGUAAACCAUGGUAACAGAUCCCUGGCAACAAAGUUCAGCUAUCUGAAGGUACAGCAGCAAUGUUUGAGUCCCCCUGGUAAAUAUGUCAAACCUGCUAGUCACUGUAUAGACCCCAAGUUAGAAUGUGCCCCUGAGAAGAAGUUAUCUACUGCUGGCAGUGUGUUUGCUCUCUAUAAUAUGGACUAUCAUACACCACAGAAAGUUACACGGGACCCUAGAACUCCAUUAUUUAAUACAAUGCCUAGAAAGAGACAAAAAAUGUCUGUUCAGACACCAGAAAUUACACAAAUUGGACCAUCAGUAAAAGAUUGGUAUGGUGGUAAUGGUAGUGUAAAGGAUUUAGUUGAUUUAUAUCAGAAACAAGUCAAUGAGCAUUCAUUUCAGCAAGAUUUAAUAAAAGGAAAGCUUUCUACUGUUGAUAUCAGCCGUCAUCAUCAGGUUCAAUCUAUUUAUCCUAAUAUACAGAACAUCAGUCAUUGUUAUAGUCCAGAAAACUGCAACAAUCAAGUAGGACUAAAACUUUCGAAAGAACCUAGACGUCAAUCUUCUGAAUGUGAAAUAAUUAGUUGCAGCAGUUUAACAACAGUUUCUCCUGAGGAUUGCAAGGAUAAAAAGGAUUCUAGUGGUCCUGAUUCUGAUGAAGUGUCGGACUGGAUUGAUAAUGAAUUGUUUAGAAUACAAAGCACUUUAUCACAAGAAGUCUUUGAAGCAUUAGAUGAAAAGAAGCAAGAAAACAUGAGUCCACUUUUAUUUGAUGAUGAGAAAAUUACACCCAGCACAUCUAAGAAGAAACCAAAAUUAAAAAAGAAAAUCCAGAAUAAAAAGAAACUUCAGUAUGAUGUAGAAGAGUUCUAUAUUGAUGAUGAAAUAAAUCCUGAUACACAUAAAUUAAGUCAAAAGCCCCCAGAAUAUCGAAACACCAAUUCAAACAAAAAGCAUCCAGAUUAUAUUAAACCACUCCGAGAUCAAUACCACAAAUCAGAAUACAGUAGAGUUGUUGAAAUGAAACAGAAAUCUGCUUCUUUAAAAGAUGACUUCUAUAGUAAAGAAAAAAAGAGAAUUAGUAAACAAUCAGAAAAUCAACAAUGGCAAUCUUACAAUGAUAGCUAUAACCCAAAUUACAGCAAACGGGAUGAGUUCUUCAGGCAUAACAAUAACAUGCAACCAGAAUACAAACAUAAACAGUAUGAUAGUGAUAUUAGCUCAGAUUCAAUGAAGUUGGAAAACUCCAGAAAUAAACAGCUUCAGAAACUACAUACAUCCUUCCAUUCGGUACCACAAUGUUACAAUGAAUCAGGUGAUGCCACUAAAACCUACCCUCAGGAAGUUGAUGAAGAUACUUAUCCAAGAAUUAUAGCAGUAACUUCAGAAACAGAUCAACAGAAGUUGAAGAAUAAAGUGGAUGAGAAAGCAGCAUUUGCCAGUACUGUCAUUGUUGAAACAAGUACCAUAUAUCCUGACCAGCAUCGUGUCACACACACCCUUACAGAUUUGGCUGAUGGUACAACUAGUACACUGUAUGGUAAAAAUGUGAAGGCUUCAAGACUUUUGUCAGCUCUGAUUACUCAGUAAAUACAAAGUUAACACUGCAGCAAUUGGUGAAAAGUUUUAAACUUAACUGGUAUCAGCUACAACUAUGUACUAAUUGUGUUCAAGCUUAUACCAAAUGCAAGCAUAUUCCAAGUAUGUUCAAGCAUACACUGAUUGUAAUCAAUCAUUUAUUUAACAUUUGAUUAUAUUAUAUUUUGUAAUUAGUGGGUUAUAUAUGAUAAUACAGUGAGGUGCUUAACUAUAAGGUCAAAUAAGGCAAUUGCAUGGUAGUGGGUACUCAAUGAUAAAACCAUUUAUUUUGCCUGACCAUUUGGCCGUUGGGAAACUGGAAGAUAAGGUUUUCAGUAACAGAUUUUCAAGACUUGUUGCAGAAAUAUAUUCUGUUAAUGACAAUGAACAAGCUAAGCUAUGAAUGUAUAGACUACAAGGGAGACGUUAAACAAAAAUUAAUACCCAACUUGUCAAAAAAUAGAUGGACAUGCUCAGGGUUAAGUUGGAAGCCUGUAGUCCUUAAGAAAACUGAGGAUUUAUAUAGCCUACCAAAAAGUUGUAUACUGAAAGCAAUUAUUUUGGACCAGUUGCACAAAGUGCAACCUAGCUUAUAACUAUGGUUGAUGGGUUGGUAUAUAAGGAUGCUUAUUUUGUGCAAUCAACCCCUCCUAUGGUUUUCAUAGAAUAAACCUUCAAACUUUCUAUAAUGGAGAUGUGCUCAUUUUGUGCACAUAUUUUCCCUUAUCAUAUGGAUAAUUUAUGCAGAUUUUCAAGAUUGUGAAACAUUGAAGCUUUGCACCUUACUUUUAACAUGUACACAUUUGUAUUAUUCUUUUAGUUUUCCAGAUGUAAAACAUUGAAAAUUAUCACCUCAUUUUGUGUACAAAUUUGUACAUUUUUUGCAAAUUUCCAGAACUAAGCUAAUAUUCAGCAACAUCUUCCAUGGAGGGUUACUAUUUUGUGUAAUUUUGUCCUACAAUUUUAAACCAUAGCCCUCAACCUUUUUAGAAUAUUUGUGUAUACAAUGUAGAGGUGUAACACGCAUACCUUAUGAUAUGUUGAUAUAAAUGUUUUGGAGCCUACUUUAGUGAGGACUUUAACCCCAUAUACAUCCACUUAUGCCUUCAGAUGUCUUUAGGGUAUUUUGUGUUGAGUUGCUGUCUCCGUGAUGUAUAACCCACAUCUCCUUCCAUUCACUUUUCAUGUUAUAUGAUUCAAUCAAUCAGAUUUCUUCCUCUCCAAUUUUACUGCCAUCAGGUGAGACAUCACUUGUUCCUAGUCCAUUGCUUGUACAAGUCAGCUCGACAUUUUUUAUUGGUCAGUUAUAUUAAUUUUUGGGCAAGUUCAUUGUAAUACAGUGUCAUUUUAGGAGUAAAUGUUCUGUUGUGUCCUUCAAUGUUACUUUUUAUGUAAUACACAAAAACUAUUCUUUAAAACAUUUUCCCGAUAUUGUUGAUGAAUUGUUCAUAUAGGUAUCAUUUUUCAACAUUUUACCUUCUCUCCAUUUUAGUCAAACAUGAAUCUAAGAGGUUAAAUUUAGAUUUCAACACCUGGAAAUUUUUAUUGAAGAAUACUGUGUUACUUGUAUUUAUUAAUACAAAUGGAUUGUUGUUUUAUUGAUUUUCAAUCAGUUGUUAUAUAUUGUUACUUAUCAUGUGAUAUAAUAUGUGAUUUACUUAUACAAUGUUCUACUAUUUAAAUUGUGAUAGUGCUGUUAUUUUAUAUCUUAUCUUGUUGAAUUGUAUACAACUUGUUACAUAAUAAAAAGGAAAUUAAGUAAA
This is a messenger RNA of Mytilus californianus (California mussel), 5489 nucleotides long. RefSeq lists its product as uncharacterized. The coding region runs from base 199 to 3738 and encodes 1179 amino acids. The transcript is spliced from 24 exons. Gene Ontology annotation, cellular component: kinetochore; intercellular bridge; midbody. The record is from RefSeq and is a predicted model, not a curated record. NCBI's taxonomy places the organism in Eukaryota, Metazoa, Mollusca, Bivalvia, Mytilida, Mytilidae. Gene Ontology annotation, biological process: protein phosphorylation; intercellular bridge organization; mitotic spindle assembly checkpoint signaling. Gene Ontology annotation, molecular function: ATP binding; protein binding; protein kinase activity.